AUGGAAGAAAACCCUUCCCAACAACACACCAAACCCACUGAGUCAACAAACACAAUCAUUUCAAACGCCACCACCACCAGUAACUGCACCAACAGCACGAGCAGUAACAAUAGGAAGUGCAAAGGCAAAGGAGGCCCAGACAACAACAAGUUCAGGUACCGUGGAGUUAGACAAAGGAGUUGGGGCAAAUGGGUCGCUGAGAUCCGAGAGCCGCGUAAGCGUACACGCAAGUGGCUCGGCACUUUUGCAACUGCCGAAGACGCAGCUCGUGCUUAUGACCGCGCCGCCAUCAUUCUCUACGGUUCUAGAGCUCAGCUCAAUCUCCAACCCUCAAACUCUUCCUCUCAAUCUUCUUCUUCUUCCGCUCGUGGUGGCUCUUCUUCUUCUUCUUCUUCCACUCAAACUCUUCGCCCUUUACUUCCUCGCCCUUCUGGGUUUGGAUUUUCAUUCUCUUCUGCUCCUUCAAUGACUACUGUGCCAUUUGGGCUUUACCCUAGUCCUUUACUUUGUGCUAACAAUAUAGUACAAAGUCCUCAGCAACAACAAAUAGUGCAGCAGUUUAAUCAAUAUCAGCCUUGUGAUGGGACUGUCACACCUACGACGACUACAACAACAACAACCUCGUACCCAAACCCUAAUGAUCAACAACAACAUGAGGGUUUUUUGUACAAUGAAUUUAACAGGCUUGUGGCGUCAGUCGAUUCGAACUUGACUUUGAAUACUACACAACCUGGAGUUGCACCGGUGGGUCCGGAUCCGAUUGGGGCAAUCGGACCUGGAUCUCCACCUAUGUGGCCUUUGACAAAUGAGGAAGAGUAUACACCAAGCCUUUGGGACUAUGGGGAUCCUGAUCAGUAUGUUGAUGACCCUUUCUUGUUUGAUUUUUAAGGUUUGCAUGUCUGUUUUGGGAAACAAGAGAAUAUUAUUUAUUCAAUUUCUCUAUAAGGUUUAUGCACUUAUUAGUAUGUUGAAGAUCUAUAGCGGAUUCUAAUAUUUUGGGGACCAAGGCCAGGUUGUUGUUGGUACUGGCUUGCAUGCAAGUUAAUUCUCGAGGUGUUUUUGGUCCUAUACUAGUGUCUGGGUAAUUCAGAUUGAUAUUUUUGUUUGAUUAUGGUGUCAAGGAAAAGGUUUUACAAGAUUGAGUUGAAAGUUGAAACUAUACCCUUGCUUUGGUUAGUGUUGUGGGACUACAAUUCGGGUUUGAGAUUAAUGUAGAAGAUGGAGUGUAAUAAGAGUUGCAAAAGUGGUUGAGGUCAGGAUCAUAUAAGGGAUAGCUGGACCGCGACCAAGUGAUUGAGGAGCCAAUUAUCUUAGUCUAUGUUGCUUGUGUUUUCUUUGUGAGGAAGGAAGCGAACUAAAGGUAUUGUUGCUUGUACCAGGUAAGGAAGAUUUUAUAAUUUGGUGGAGUUUCUGGGUGAGAAUUCUUUAUUCUCAUUAAAGUUACAAGGCUACUCGGCAUGGACUUUGUUGUUGAAGAAAAAGCAUAUUGUUCAGUAAAAUUAUAUCUAUGUUAGUCAAUAUAUUGCUAGAAGAAAUUAAAUUUAAUUAGUACAUCCUUUUAUAUCUAAAGUUUGCAUGAUGUGAUUUUUUUUCUCUCUCUCUCUGUAGAAAUGCUUCCAGUGGAGGCAUUUCAGUUUUAGAUCUGUCAUUGCUUUUUCUUCUGAUUGCUUAUUUUGAAGUGGA
Molecule: messenger RNA, 1683 nt
Organism: Quercus lobata
Lineage: Eukaryota; Viridiplantae; Streptophyta; Magnoliopsida; Fagales; Fagaceae
Gene: ABI4
Product: Integrase-type DNA-binding superfamily protein
Exons: 1
Coding region: 1-888 (295 amino acids)
Biological process (GO): response to stress; positive regulation of DNA-templated transcription
Cellular component (GO): nucleus
Molecular function (GO): DNA-binding transcription factor activity; transcription cis-regulatory region binding
Source: RefSeq, a predicted model, not a curated record